AUGCCCAGGGGCGUCUUCUCCACGGCGGCGGAGGCGCAGGGCGUGGCGGAGCCACGGGGUCCGAAGGCGGUGAAGAUGACGGAGGAGCCGCCAGCAUCUCAGGCAUCUCCAUUGGCCUUUGCAGCUCGCAUUGGUGACCUGGUCGAAGUGCGGCGGCUGCUGGAUGCCAAGUCCGAUCCCAACUCGGCAGAUGCGGUGGGCGAGACGCCGGUCUUUGAAGCCGCAGCCAGUGGCAAUGUGAGUGUGCUGGCCACGCUGCUGCUGGCCGGCGCGGAUCCGGAGCACCAGUCGCUGAUUGGCUCCGUAGCCUCGGACCUCUGCUCCAGCGAGGCCUGCGCAACGCUCCUGAGACUCUGCGGUGGCGAAGAGGUCACCUCCGAGGAACGCGAGGCGGUGCUGCGGUCCCUGACCGCCGACCUGCGGCCGCCCAUCCGGUCCUUUAUGCAAAGCCUCAGUGGCGAGGAGGACGAGGAGGACAAACUGAAUAGUUUGGAUAUCGACUUUGACAAGCCGCCCAAGUUGAUCCGCAAAAGCCUGGACGACGAAGACGGCGACGACUGGACCUUCGCAGCCGCCAUGGUGGAGCAAGCGCGAAAGAGUCGUGCCAAGCAGCGGCACAAGAGGCCCGUGAAGGUGGAGCAGGUGGAGUUGACAGUAAGCCAUGCGCUGAAUGACCGGCAGAUCACAUUGAAGCUCAUGAGCAAUAGCACCUUCGCAGACGCGAAGCAGGCGAUCCUGGACCGCCUACGCGAGGAGGGCAAACUCUUCAAGAAAUUCUAUUUUGUCAAAAAGGAACGGAGCACCUACCAGGCAUACAAGGAUACCGACCCCAUCGGUCACAUCCGGGAGGUCCGGAUCAUCGGUGCAGAUCUGCCGUUGGAGACCAACGCAGGGGCCUUGCUCUUCGGCUCCAGCGCCAGGCUCUUGGCUCUCAGAUGCGCGGUUUCUCAAGUUUUCUCAACCGUAGUCCUUCGUGGUUUCGAGAAGUGGACCGAUUUCUGCCGUCAGAGUGGAGCAGUUGGUUUGGGGCCGGCCCUGGGAAAGGAGCGCAGCCGGAAGAAACCACGAAACCAUGCGCUGGAGACGGCACUUUGCGUGGGGCAGCCGUCCUUUGGAGACUUCGCAGAAGGGCCCAAUUAUAUGUGUAUUGAAAACCCGCAGGGCCACACAGAAGUGGCAAAUGGCAAGGAUUCGGUGGCCCUCGGUUGCCCUACUGCCGACAGCUAUGCCACCAGUGCAACCACGCUUUGUGUGAAGAUCAAACA
Molecule: messenger RNA, 1265 nt
Organism: Cladocopium goreaui
Lineage: Eukaryota; Dinophyceae; Suessiales; Symbiodiniaceae
Source: the annotation of a GenBank genome assembly